AUGGCGUGUUCUCACAUACUGUUCCGUGGCUAUUUAUACUCCGCCCCGACAAAGCCCAAAUCCGACACUCCAUUUUACCGAUUAAAGACCAGCCAUCCCAAAAUGGAGAACCGACGACCAAAACCAGUUUUGUCGUUCAUUUUGUUUGUCUUUUUCCUCUCCAUUUCAAUUUCCUUCUCCACAGACACUAUUCUCUCGCUAGACCUGCUCCACAGAGACCGCAUCCUACCCGCCCAUUCCAACCCGACCCGACAGUCUCUCCUCAGACACCGUCUCCACCGCGACCAACACAGGGCCCAGUCACUCUCUUCCCCGAUGAUCUCCGGAUUUCCCCUCGGGAUGGGUGAGUACUUUGCCCGCAUGGCGCUCGGCACGCCACCUAAGCACUUUUACAUGCUCGCCGACACGGGGAGCGACCUCAUCUGGCUCCAGUGCCGCCCGUGCAAAUACUGCUACAAUCAGUCCGACCCGCUUUUCAACCCGACCCGAUCCACCUCGUACUCUCGCGUGCGUUGUGCCUCCGAGCCCUGCCGCCAGCUCGACCUCGACUACAUGUCCGACAACUGCACUGCCCACCACAUGUGCCGCUACAAAAUCGGAUACGGCGAUGGAUCGUUCUCGUUUGGCGACCUCGCUACAGAGACACUGUGGUUCGGCGGGAAAAAGAGGGUGCCCCGCGUUGCACUGGGCUGUGGGCAUGACAACGAGGGCCUCUACGCGGCGGCUGCGGGCCUGUUGGGCCUGGGCCCGGGGAAGCUGUCCUUCCCAAGCCAGGCCCGGACCAACUUCUCCUACUGCCUGGCCGACCUCUUGUUUGAGCAGCCCAAUAGGACGUCUUGGAUCCGGUUUGGAUCCCCGCCAGCCACAAAAACCCAGUUCACCCCUCUUAAGGACAAUCCCAAGAUUCCCAGCACUUAUUACUACGUUGGCCUCCGAGGAAUUUCGGUGGGAGGCGAAAAUGUGGUCGGUAUUCAUCAAUCAGAUUUCGAGAUACACUCCGACGGGUCGGGUGGGACCAUCGUGGAUUCGGGCACGACGGUCAGCCGGCUGCCGGGGCUGGCGUACAAGGCACUGAGGAAAGCCUUCGUGGCCAAGUUCAGCCUCAAGCCAUCCUCCAAUUACUCGUUGCUGGACACGUGCUUCGAUUUGUCCGGGAAGGGUCACGUGGAGGUACCCACCGUGGCUCUGCACUUCGAGGGUGGGGCCGUGAUGGAGUUGUCGCGGAUUAAUUGCUUGUUUCCGGUGGACACCAAUGGUACUUACUGCUUUGCGUUUGCAGCCGCGGACGGUGUGUCAAUAAUCGGGAAUAUUCAGCAGCAGGGUUUCGAGUUCUGGUUUGACUCUGCCGGUAAGCGGCUAGGGUUUGCCCCCAAUAGAUGUUGA
Striga asiatica is the source of this 1383-nucleotide messenger RNA. The record is from the annotation of a GenBank genome assembly. NCBI's taxonomy places the organism in Eukaryota, Viridiplantae, Streptophyta, Magnoliopsida, Lamiales, Orobanchaceae.